Molecule: messenger RNA, 1630 nt
Organism: Corticium candelabrum
Lineage: Eukaryota; Metazoa; Porifera; Homoscleromorpha; Homosclerophorida; Plakinidae
Product: aspartate aminotransferase, cytoplasmic-like
Exons: 7
Coding region: 138-1376 (412 amino acids)
Biological process (GO): L-aspartate biosynthetic process
Cellular component (GO): cytosol
Molecular function (GO): L-aspartate:2-oxoglutarate transaminase activity; pyridoxal phosphate binding
Source: RefSeq, a predicted model, not a curated record
ACACAUCCGUCAACGCGUUCCUAUUCAGUCUAUUGUACGUCCAAUCACCUCCCAUCUGUUUCACAGAUGGAAAUGACAGUACAUACGGGACAUUCUACUAAUAGUUAUCAGUGAAUUGUACACUCCUUUUUCUUUUCAUGUCGUUUUACGGGAACGUCGAGUUAGCCUGUCCGGACACGAUUUUCGACCUCCGAGACGCGUACAACGCAGACAGCCACCCGUACAAAGUCAACCUUGGAAUCGGCGCUUACAGAGAUAGUGAAGGCAAGCCGUGGGUUCUACCCGUCGUACGUCAAGUAGAGGCGUCGCUAGCCGGCGAUCUAACGCUGAAUCACGAGUAUUUACCCAUCGAUGGCUUGAGGAGCUUCACGGAUGCAGCUUUGAGGCUUCUUCUCGGCUCAAACAGCACAUCAAUCGUGGAAGGAAGGGCGUGUGCCGUGCAGUCGUUGUCGGGAACGGGAGGAUUGCGAUUGGCUGCCGAAUUCCUAUUGAAGUUUCACGACGUUCGGACGGUGUACGUGUCGAGACCGACCUGGCAGAAUCAUCAUCAUAUCUUUAAAUCAGCUGGUUUUAGAGAUAUUAGAGAAUACCGCUAUUACUCAAAAUUGACAAAAGGACUCGACUUUGCUGGAUUACUAGAUGAUCUAAAGAAUGCGCCUAGAGGUUCUAUUGUAAUUCUCCACGCAUGUGCUCACAAUCCCACUGGCGUUGACCCAUCACACGAGCAGUGGGAGGAGAUACGGACAGUGUGUGAACAACAAGGCUUGUGUGCUCUCUUUGACUGUGCUUAUCAAGGAUUUACCACAGGAGAUGUCGAUAGAGAUGCAUGGGCUGUAAGGCAUUUUGCAGGCAAUGGAUUGCCAGUUUUAUGUUCGAUGUCGUUUUCAAAGAAUUUUGGGCUUUACAAUGAACGUGCCGGCGUUUUAGCUCUAAUUACUGGCAGCCCUCAGGAAGAGACUUCCGUUCGUAGUCAACUAAAGCAGCUCAUACGUGGCACGAUGUCCAAUCCACCAAGUCAUGGAGCUCGUAUCGUAGCUACCGUACUGAACAAUCCGGCAUUGUUCGACGAGUGGAAAGGCAACAUACAGACAAUGUCGACACGAAUCGCUGAGAUGAGACGACUACUGUACGAGAAGUUGCUGGCACUGGGAACGCCAGGAAAUUGGAUUCACAUCUUGGAUCAUAUAGGCAUGUUCACGUUCUCGGGACUAGAACCUAAUCAAGUUGAGCACAUGAAAACACACCAUCACAUCUAUCUAUUAGCCAAUGGACGCAUCAACAUGAGCGCCAUUACUCCACAGAAUGCAGACUAUGUUGCAAAGGCCAUCAAUGAGACAGUAACCAAGAUACCGUUUGAAGACUCGAUUGCAGCAUAGGCUGUUACCGUGGGAGUGCUGUGAUAGAUUGUGCAUAUACAUUGUACAAUGAUCUGUUUUCAUGUAACUCGAUAGACUAUUAGAAACUGUUCAAACAAGACAUCUAUUUCCGUGGACAGCUACAGUGAUAUUUUAGUUUGCUCUUUUGCACAGAAUUUGUUGGUUAUUAUUUAAUUAUUGUCACACUCGACUCUAACUGUCUUUGCACUCUCUCGUGAUCAACUCUGAUGGGUUGAGAGUUGAUCAUAUUUAUA